Molecule: messenger RNA, 3543 nt
Organism: Clonostachys byssicola
Lineage: Eukaryota; Fungi; Ascomycota; Sordariomycetes; Hypocreales; Bionectriaceae
Source: the annotation of a GenBank genome assembly
AUGAGAAUAACAGAGAUAGUUAUCGACGGCUUCAAGUCGUAUGCCCAACGCACAACGAUAUCGGGAUGGGAUGAGAGCUUCAACGCGGUCACUGGCCUUAAUGGCAGUGGAAAGUCGAAUAUUCUUGACGCGAUAUGCUUCGUCCUCGGCAUUACGAGCAUGUCAACGGUUCGAGCUCAAAACAUACAGGACCUCAUUUACAAACGCGGACAGGCAGGAGUUAAUAAAGCCAGUGUCACAAUCACAUUCAACAACGAUGACAAGAAAAAGUCACCCAUCGGUUUCGAGUCGCAACCUGUCAUCAGUGUCACGAGGCAAAUCGCUCUUGGAGGACAAUCAAAGUAUCUCAUCAAUGGCCACAGAGCCCAACAACAGACGGUGCAAAACCUGUUUCAGUCUGUGCAGCUCAACAUCAACAAUCCCAAUUUUGUCAUCAUGCAAGGCAAAAUUACCAAGGUUCUCAACAUGAAGGCCGCCGAGAUUCUUGCCAUGAUUGAGGAGGCAGCCGGCACUCGAAUGUUCGAAGACCGCAGAGACAAGGCGAUCAAGACCAUGGCGAAGAAGGAAUUGAAGCUGCAAGAACUCCGAGAGUUGUUGAAAGAUGAAAUCGAGCCUAAGCUGGAAAAGUUACGAACAGAAAAAAGAGCUUUCUUGGACUUCCAGCAGACUCAAAAUGACCUCGAGAGACUGACCAGAAUCGUUGUAGCAUACGACUAUUCUCGUUGUCAAGAAAAGGCGAAGCAAUCAGCCGCUGACCUGGAAGACAAGAAGAGGCGGCAGAAGGAGCUCGAGGAGAGUGCCGUCAGGAUGAAGAAUGAGAUAGCUCAUCUCGAGGAAGACAUCAAAAGGAUGCGAACGGAGCGCGACAAGGAGUUGAAGAAGGGUGGAAAGGCCCAAUCACUCGAGGAAGCCGCCAAGAAACAUUCGAAUGAGCUUGUUCGCCUCACAACGGUCAUGGAUUUGAAAAAGUCAAGUCUGGCAGAGGAAGAAGAAAAGAAGACCAAUGGUGAAAAGAAUGUAUCAGAAUUAGAGGCCUCACUUCAAGAGAAGACAAAGGCCUUCGAGCUUGUGAAAGUCAAAUAUGAUGCUGCGAAGGAGGAAGUCUCAAAACAGUCGAAAGAAGCCGAUUCAAAGGAGGAGCUUCUACAGACCCUUCAAACAGGCGUGGCAUCAAAGGAUGGACAGGAGAUGGGCUACCAGGGCCAGCUCCAAGAUGCCAAGAACCGUGCAACAACUGCCGCGACAGAACAGGAGCAAGCGAAGAUCAAAAUAUCGCACCUGCAGAGCCGUGUCAAGGAGGAGGAGCCCCGUGCUCAAAAGGCCAAGGAGCAAAACAAAGGUCUUCUUCAAGAGCUGGAUAGUCUGAAAAUCCACGCUCAGAAGCUAGAAAAAGAGCUCGCCAGACUUGGUUUUGAACCUGGCCAAGAAGAUGAAAUGUACAAGCAAGAGUCGUCGUUGCAUCAGACCAUUCGCAGACUGCGCCAAGAGUCGGAUAAGCUCAAAGGCCAGGUAGCCAACAUCGACUUCAACUACGCUGAUCCAGUACCCAAUUUCGACCGAUCCAAGGUCAAGGGCUUGGUUGCUCAGCUCUUCACUCUCGAUGAGAAGCACACCAAGGCUGGUACAGCAUUGGAUAUCUGUGCGGGCGGUCGUUUGUACAAUGUCGUGGUCGAUACCGAAGUCACCGGCACCCAGCUUCUGCAAAAAGGAAAACUACGAAAGCGAGUGACCAUCAUCCCGCUCAACAAAAUCGCAACAUUCAAAGCAUCAGCGCAAACCAUUGCUACGGCGCAAAGUAUUGCGCCUGGUAAAGUUGAUCUUGCCCUUUCACUCGUGGGAUACGACGAUGAGGUUUCAGCAGCUAUGGAGUAUGUCUUUGGGAAUACCCUUAUCUGUGAAGAUGCGGAGACUGCAAAGAGGGUUACGUUCGAUCCGAAUGUGCGAAUGAGAAGCAUCACGCUUGAAGGUGACUCCUACGAUCCGUCUGGCAUGCUGUCGGGUGGAAGUAAAUCACCCUCCAGCGGGGUCCUGGUUACUCUACAGAAGCUCAAUGCCUUGAACCGCGAACUUGUUGAGGCCGAACAAAGCCUAAAGCAACUUCAGAGCAAGCUUGCCAAGGAGAAGUCCAAGCUCGCUCAGGCUCGUCAGAUCAAGCAAGACCUUGACCUCAAGAUCCACGAAAUCAAGCUUGCCGAGGAGCAAAUCAGUGGCAACUCUUCGUCCUCCAUCAUUCAAGAUGUUGAGAACAUGAAAGCAAAGAUUACUGAUUUAAAGGAGAAGAUCACCGAAGCAAAGUCUCGUCAGCAAGAAGCCAGCGCGGAUGUCAAGAGGAUAGAGAAAGAUAUGAAUGACUUCGACAACAACAAAGAUGGCAAACUGGUGGAGCUGCAACAAUCCAUUGAUAAACUGCGAGCCGGUGUAGAGAAAAACUCAAAGGCGCUCAAGGUGCUUCAGAAAGAAGUACAAGGCGCCCAGCUGGAUCUUGAGCAAGUCGGCGCCGAUCUGUCAGCUGCCCGCGAGUUGCUACAGGAGGUAGAGGUCAACAUCAAAGCUCAACAGCAAGACAUUGAGAACCUAGUCAAGCAACAGGCCGAAGUAUCAGAAACGCAUGAUGCUGUCCAGGCCGAGUUGGACGCAGAACGAGCCAAAUUGCACUUCUUUAACCACGAGCUCCAGGCACUAGAGGAAGCCACCCGAUCAAAGAAUGCCCGAAUCACCGAGGAAGGCUUGGAGAAGCAAAAGCUUGGUCAUCAAAUAGACCGAUUCCACAAGGAGCAGCACGGUGCUUCAGAGAAUGUAGCUCGGCUGGAGGCAGAGCACGAGUGGAUUCAGGACGAAAAGGACAAGUUCGGCCGAAGCGGUACACCCUACGACUACAAUGGCCAGAACAUCGGGGAGUGCAAGGCAAUGGAACGCAACCUCAGGGAACGCUUCCAGGGCAUGAGGAAGAAGAUCAAUCCCAAGGUCAUGAAUAUGAUCGAUAGUGUCGAGAAGAAGGAGGUUUCUCUGAAGCACAUGAUCAAGACCGUCAUACGAGACAAGAGGAAGAUCGAGGAGACAAUCGUCAGUCUGGAUGACUACAAAAAAAAGGCCCUCCGCGAAACCUGGGAGAAGGUCAACAAGGACUUUGGGCAAAUCUUCUCCGAGCUCCUGCCAGGGGGCAGCUUCGCCAAGCUUGAUCCUCCAGAGGGCAAGGACAUCAGCGACGGGCUGGAGGUCAAGGUCUGCCUGGGUAAAGUAUGGAAACAGAGCUUGACGGAGCUCAGCGGUGGACAACGGUCCCUGGUUGCAUUGUCUCUGAUCAUGGCGUUGCUGCAAUUCAAGCCGGCUCCCAUGUACAUCCUGGACGAGGUCGACGCCGCCCUGGAUCUUUCUCACACACAAAACAUUGGUCGUCUGAUCAAGACCCGGUUCAAGGGCUCGCAGUUCAUCGUUGUCAGUCUCAAGGACGGCAUGUUUCAGAAUGCCAACCGCAUCUUCCGUACGCGGUUUAGUGACGGAACAAGCGUGGUUCAGGCGCUGACGCCGGCGGAUAUGAGGUGA